Rotaria sp. Silwood2 is the source of this 333-nucleotide messenger RNA. NCBI's taxonomy places the organism in Eukaryota, Metazoa, Rotifera, Eurotatoria, Philodinida, Philodinidae. The record is from the annotation of a GenBank genome assembly.
AUGUCUCAUGUAUAUUCUUCAAUACAUUUAAGUUUAAUACGUUUAUCUAAAUCUAAUAAUAAAAACGAAAUUAUAUUUGAAAAACAAAUCGACACUGAAUUAGAUAUAUUUGGUAGUUUAGUUAGUCAAAAUACAACAGUGCUUUGUGAACAGAUUGGUGGUUCUUUAUUACGAAAUAUUUUAAUGGCCUCGAAUCCUCUUCAUAACACCGAUGAUCUAUUAAUUGAUACUCAAAUUUAUCGUUUUCCAACGACAGUUAAUAUUAAUGUUGAACAUUUGUCCGAUGCUGAAAUGAAUGAGUUGCAACCGGUUUGUAUUUAUGUUAACAUCUAA